Prinia subflava (tawny-flanked prinia) is the source of this 6758-nucleotide messenger RNA. It is a transcript of the gene CA7, whose product is annotated as carbonic anhydrase 7. Gene Ontology annotation, biological process: regulation of intracellular pH. The record is from RefSeq and is a predicted model, not a curated record. The coding region runs from base 2852 to 3598 and encodes 248 amino acids. The transcript has 6 exons. Lineage: Eukaryota; Metazoa; Chordata; Aves; Passeriformes; Cisticolidae. Gene Ontology annotation, molecular function: carbonate dehydratase activity; zinc ion binding.
AUUGAAGUUUGCUGGGCAUCUCUCCAGCACUGCCAGACCACAUCCAGCACCCUGAGCAAGGAUGUAAGCUCCUCCGUGCCCUGGUUCAUGAUCACCCCAAUCAAAGAUGCCAACUCACUGGUCAGCUCUGGCUCAGUGCCCAGCUCCCACCCACAGGAAGGGGAAGAGGAUGAGCAGAGCUGGGUCAUGCAGCGCAGUCAUCAUAAUCAUUAUCACUGCACCAAGUUGUACCUGGACCGGUCCCUGUUGCUUUGCAUUUUCCUCUUUCCUCCCUGACUUGUAGCACUUUGGUUUCUUCAGAAAUUAGAAAAUCUUCAGCUCAUUCUGAGUUGGUAGCAGCCAACUUUGGAUGUUGGACUGUCUGCAGUUGUACCUUCUUCUUGUCUCAGCCCUUGGCAGAGAAUGUAAAUUUUUUAAGUGAUUGCGUAUUUCUUCGGUUAGGUCUGUUUCCAUGGUAGACUGUGCUCUUACAUCUGGGCUACGGGGAAGAGCAUUCAAAUGGAGAUAAUAAAGCAGCUGAUAAAUGGGAAGAGUGCAUUAAAAAAAAAAAAAAGGAACAAUUUUUAAACCUAUCAUCUGAUUUCAUCCUCCUUUUGGGUGUGCUGAUUGAUGCAAGCUAAAUAAGAUCCCUUGAUAUUGAAAACAAAUUACUUUUUCUGUGAAGUGGCUUGUCUGUGCUGGUAACCCUUUGAAAUAAGGGCUAAAGGUUAAUAGUCCAGCCAUUUAGUUUUCAAAUUUCUCUUCUGGAAUGAAUUUAAGAAGCUGCCCAAUGGGAUGGUCAGGUUUUCAAGCAUCUUAUCUUUACUGAAUUUGCAAAGAAGACUGGGUGAGCAUUUUCCAUUUUUACUGCACAGAUCUGUUCAGAAUGUCACCCUAUAAAUAGAAUUUGUAAAACCUCUCUGGAAAUAUUAUCUUAGCUUGGUAACCACUUUAAUGCAAUUUUCAGCUGAACUGUAUCAGUCUAACAGUGAACUUUUAUUCAUCUUUAGAAGUUUAAGAACAUCUAUUACUCUGCAUUUAGAGAUACAGACUCAGAGCACCUGCCAGGAAUGAGACCCUUUCUACACUAAGCAUGUCUUGUUUCAAUAACACCUUUUCAAGAAUGAUGACUACUAGGAGUGGAAAACAUGAUUUUAACUGCUUUUGGUUGUGUUGAAGUAGAUCUAAUGACUCAAAACUCAAAAUGACACAAAGGAAUUUUGACAGUAAUCCAUAAUACCUAAAUUUCUUAAAAUAUUUGGGAUAGGUGAUGCAUUCUUUUUCUAACUUUAGAAAAAUGUACUAGAAGUAUUUAUAUCCUGUCAGGAGGCCAAAGGAUGGUCGUGAUGGUUCGUUUUGAUUUCAGAGUGCAAAAAGAGGCAAUGAGAACUUAGUUCAAGUAAAAUCAAUUGUAUCUUUAUUGAUACACACAAUUAUGCGAUAGUAGAGAAGGGAAAAAGAGAGAGAGAGAAAAAAGAGGAAAAGAGUGGCAUAGCUACCGACUGAACAGACGUGAGUCCUCGUGACGCUGGUACCAAUAGACCACCUUCGCAGUCCUCGUGGCGCAGGCCAAUAGAUCCGUCGUCCGCUGGGGAGGCCUCAAAGUGUGAGUCGCAGGGGGAAGCUUUUAUAGUCAUUUCAGAAGCAGGGGGCACCCGGCCAAUGCAGGCAGAAGUGGGGGGCACCUGGCCAGCAUGGGGGGAGCACCCAAGAGUAACUGUGAGGAGGCCUGUUGCUCUGGGAAUCAGGUGCAACCAUUCAGAUCGGGCAGGUUUGGGGCAAGCAGGUCUGGGCUCUGCAGCAGGUACAGCACAGUCAGUCAAAGCAAACACGGCCAGGAACCAUGACAGUGUCCAUUGUUCAUGCACGGGUCCCUGAGGAGGGCGUCUUGGUCCAGUGGGUGCAGCUGCAGGGAGAAGCCUGGAUCUCUCCUCAAUCAGGCCAGAACUCCUGUGCUGUGGCCCAGGGUCCAUGGGGGUCUCAGCCUCUGACAGUCGUGAGGCAGAUGAGGGAUUUUCAGACCGACUCUUACAUAUCCUUAAUUAAUACUAAAACCUUUGGUUUGGCAAGGCCAGUUUCCUGCAUAAAGGCCGGCUGGAAGCAAGCAUAUGUGGUAGCACUGUGCAAGCCCCAGCUUUUACUCUUUAAAUAAAAUGUUAUGCACUGCACUGAGAACACAAGCUUUUUAAAGAUAUUAAAUGUAAUUUUAAUUUUCUUAAUGUGACACUGAUUGGGUUUUGAUGUCUGUUGGGCAAAGUGUAUUUGAUUUAGUGGCAUAUAAAAUUACAGUGUGUCCUGGUUUGACGGGAAGUGAGUUUUUUCAGGAUGCUGAGGUCAAAACAAUCAUUCGUCAGGUUUGAAUGUUGGCACCUUUGGUGGCCACUCAGGGGUUGGACACGCCUCAGAGGACACAAGGGGUUAAAAGCAGGGGCUGCCAGAAGGACUUCCUCUUUUCUGGCUCCGCUUUCGGAGAGGAGCAUCCUUCUCCUCUCCCCUGCCCAGCCUGGCCAGGCUGGAUGGGGGAGGGGAGCCAGGUUGGCCUGGCUGAGGUAGGCCCGGGCCCCAGGGGGGGAAAGAGAGAGAACGGGACUGGAGCUGAGCCAGCCCCAUCCAGGACGGAGAGGUGGAGAACUUUGGAGAUGCCUUCUGUCCCCCCAGUCCCGUCCCGUCUUCACCCCCCCAGGGGGAAGGUGCCGAGCUGCUGCUGCGUGUGGGAGCUGCUGGAGCCUGCCAGUGCCUGAGCCUGUGGCCUUGCCGAGAGAUAGAAGCUUUUAACUCUUUCUAAGGCAGAGGAGAACUGUUCUCAGACAUUGAAUUCUCAUGGUGGUUUCAGAAGAGAGAGGACAGCCUGGGACCGAGAUGGUAAAGCACGAUGGAAAAGACCCCCAGAUUGGCAGAGAUUGAAGAGGAGUGGCCUUUUGGGCUGAACUUUUCUUCCAUAAUGUUAGCCAUAGAUGGACCCUGGACCCUCCUGAGUAUAAAUAAGACUGUAUUUGGGUGGAUGCAUUUUGGCUCAAAACCAAAGACUUUGUGGCCUAUUCUUGGAACCCUCGGCCCCAGGGCAAUCAGUGGAGGGCCCUUUCAGAAUCCAUUCCGGCUAAAGCAGUUCCACUUCCACUGGGGGACCACACACAGCCAGGGAUCAGAGCACACCAUUGAUGGAAAGCCUUUUCCCUGUGAGCUCCACUUGGUACACUGGAAUGCCAGAAAAUAUGCAACAUUUGGAGAGGCAGCAGCAGCUCCAGAUGGCUUGGCAGUAGUUGGUGUUUUCUUGGAGAUUGGAAAAGAACAUGCCAGUAUGAACAGACUCACUGAUGCUUUGUACAUGGUAAAAUUUAAAGGAACAAAAGCCCAAUUUAGAGGCUUCAACCCUAAAUGUCUCCUGCCCUUGAGUCUAGAUUACUGGACAUACCUUGGUUCUCUUACAACCCCACCCCUUAAUGAGAGUGUGACAUGGAUAGUGCUGAAAGAACCCAUCAGAAUCUCUGUGAAACAGCUGGAGAAAUUCCACAUGCUGCUCUUCACUGGUGAGGAAGACCAGAGGAUCCAAAUGGCCAAUAACUUUCGUCCCCCUCAGCCUUUGAAGGGAAGAAUUGUUAGAGCUUCCUUCAAGGCCUGAAGAAAACUGAUAAUGGACCUGAGAUAUCCAAGAGCUUCCACAUGUGAGAUACUCUAAACAGAAACUCUAGUCUACAAACCACUCAUGGAACUCAAGAGACAGGCAUUUCCAUGAACCCUCUGGUUGGAGGGGGACAAUCUUCUGGCUUCCUAUUUUAUUUGAAGUGCCCAUUCUUUGGAGAAAUGGCAUCUUUUUAACCAGCACUAUUUUAUAUAAGGGAUAGAUGAGUGAACUAGGUUGUUAUCCAAGACCUGAAAUUCUGUAAAAUUAAAAUGACAUUAAAAUCCAACAUGAUAUAAAGUAGAAAGUUGUGUAGUGAUCUACUAGUGCUGAUGGCCACAACUUCUACUUGUCUCAUUUAAUACAUGAGGAAAUAAUAAUCAAGAAUUUUGGACAAAUUUGACUUAAAUUUUCCUUACUGAUCUGUUGUUACCAUUUGCUGAACUCUAAUUUAAAGACUGCUUUCACUGUAUUCUUGCUGCCUGAUGACACAGAGUGUAUGAGUAGCACUAGAAAAAAGUUCUUUACUCACCUCAAGUAGGCCCUGCUAUGAAAAUGAAAUAUAUAUUUUAAAUCUACUGUUCUAAGGCGUUAUCUUACAAUGAGAAGUAACAAUGUAAUGCUGUGUUGAAAAGCAGAGCAGUUUACUGCAAUGUUAUUUAGGUAUUUGUCCUUUCAGCCCAUGCAGAAUACAGGACCACAGUGCUCUGGUCAAGGUCAGUUUGGUUGAAGAGUUUCCUCUGUAGUGAUCCAGGUGUGUUUUGUGGUCCUCAGAUUCUACCUCAGCUCAGUGCUAUGCUCUGCAAUAUGACCUCCUUCAGUGUCUGCCCUACUGAGAGCAGGUAUUAUGUUUCCUUUAGGGACCUAACACAGGUAGAUCUUGUCUGCCCUGAGUGUGCAUUGCUGCACAGACCCUCCCUGUCCCAGGGCUGCCUGGCAGGGAUACUCCCUGCACACAUGAGGCUUCAGCACUCCUGAGUCCUUUUACCUCUGCAAAAGUUGCUUUAGAACAGCCACGUGUUGGUUCUGCAGCUUAGUGACAAAAUUCCUACUGGUUCUCAAUACUGUGAUGUUCUCUGCGACUUCCCAGUCAAUUCCCAGCUCCUUUAGUUCUGGGCCUCACGUGGCCUGUUCUGUCUGUGUAGUUCAGGUAGAAAUUGCUGAUGUUGAUCACUUUCCAUCAGCUGAGAUGGAGAAAUAAAGAUGUACAAGACCAAGGCAAGUGGGGAGAAGCGAGAACAGCAGUUGCUGUGGCUGCUCCCCUUUCUCCAGGGAAGGAUGACAUGAGACUGUGGAGCACAGCAUAAGGAGUGAAAAACUGGAAUUCUGCUCCUCAAAUCUCCAUGGUUUUUCUGGUACACUGACCUAAAACUUUUUUUCUCAAUUUCCUCUUAUGUAGAAAGAGGGUAACACUGACCUCUACCUCACAGGGCUGUUGUGAGGGCUAAUUCAGCUUUGUUGUAGAUGUGAGAUUCUUAUCCAGCAGAUGCUAAAGGCAAUGGAAAAUCCUUACAAAAUGUAAUGGUUUCAGCUAUUAUGAACUUCGCUAGUAAUGCAAACUGGUAUUGUAGAAACUCUAUUUAAUGUAUCUUAUUUAUUUCAUUUGUUAAAGAAAUUUAAACUAAAAUCACAUGUGCAUAUCUUCAUCCUUUAUUUUGAGAAGACGCACCUCUCCCUACUUACAGCAUUAUUUUUUCUUGGGAUUUUCAUUAUUAGAAAUUGAUGUUUUCAAUGGCUGCAUCUCUUUUGGAUCAAGGAAUGCUUUGAUUGUUUGUCUUUUGUUCUACAGAAACCUUGCCUGAGCUACUGUGGAAUGAUCUAAGUAAAGAUACAAGUUAACUCUCCCAAGUUUGUGGGCAUGUUUUUAAAUCCUAGAAAUUAUUUCUGACACCUCUUUUUAGUCUAUAUCACAGUUCUUACCAUCUUCUGGGAUUAACAGUUUCUGUUUCAGCUUAAUCCUUUCACUUAAGUUCUAACAUACUAUAUACCUUGAAUGACUUCUUGCCCAGAGUUAAAUUACUAUCAUAAAUCUUAUGUCCCUGCUAAAAUUUACAUGAAGAGAUGCAUUCUAAAAUGUAAAAAGUCUUUAAAAAACCUUUGCAUUUGGAUAGCCAGAAAAAAAAAAUUAGGGGCAAAUUUAAAAUACUUUGAUUAAAAUAUAACCAAUAUUAUUUACCAUAUGUACCAUAAUCAAGCUAUCCCAGUACUGCUGCAUUAAUAUUAGUACAGGUGUUCACAGAGCAGGUCAAGACGAUGAUUUUCAGUGUUUUCCUCUAAUUUUAGGCAUAGGGGUAGGUUUCUGCUCCCUGUCUCUCACAGGAGGUAAAGAGGGCUUAUGCACUGAAACUUUGUCCAGUUUUCCCCAGCUCCAAUGCCUCAAUCCAAAAGAAAAGUUUAUUUAUGCCCAGAACGUGUCUGUGCUGUGACCCUGCACACAGUACUUAAGCUUCUUAGAGGGUGGUUUAUUCAUGAACAGCAGGAGGAUAAUGUUUAGCUUACAUGGUUAUUGUAAAAGCUCAGACAUUGCAAAGAGCUUUAAAUGCUGCCUUGUCCCAAGGUGUUCAGUUCCAGGGAGAAACUAAACUGUACCUUCCUGCAGAAAUAAAUUUCAUUUUGCUUAUAAGGUUUUUUGGUUGUUUGGGCUUUUUGGGUUUUUUUGCAGCUGAUGGAUGGAAGAACAAGAUUUUUUUUUUACCACGGGGAAGUGAAAUAUAAAAGGAAGAGUUUUAUAUUCAUUGUUGUUUCUUGAGACCCUGAUCAUCCAAAAAAACCCCACAAAUAUUGUAUUGGAUAAACACCUAUUUAAUGCACUUCAUUUAUUUUGAGACUGAAGGAUUCUAAACAUGAGGUGUCCUUAUCUUUAAACAAAUUGUUGUGUUGAAGGAAAAAUGGGAGUCAACUGUAAUUAUUCCAGCAAGAAUUCACUUACCUUCUCCUGGGACUGCAGCUGUCCUGACUGAGAGAACAGAGGCCGCACAUUUAGGACAGUGACUGAAAAAGUCAGUGGUAAAAGCUGGAUUAAAAAUGCCAUCUAGUGGCUCUCCUACCCAUUCUUGCCACAAUGCUUAAAACAAUUGUUAAGGCCCAUUCAGUCAAAAUACAACAGAUGGGAGAAUUUAACUAUGACAAUAAUAACUUGUAAAGAUACGAGUGAUUGUUA